This is a messenger RNA of Hibiscus syriacus, 1215 nucleotides long. RefSeq names its product RNA-binding protein CP33, chloroplastic-like. The record is from RefSeq and is a predicted model, not a curated record. The transcript is spliced from 5 exons. NCBI's taxonomy places the organism in Eukaryota, Viridiplantae, Streptophyta, Magnoliopsida, Malvales, Malvaceae. Bases 58 to 996 code for a protein of 312 amino acids. Gene Ontology annotation, molecular function: mRNA binding. Gene Ontology annotation, cellular component: cytosol.
UUCAGUACUUUCAUUGGCCAUCCAUUCCUGCAUUCGAUCUCUUUGCUCCGCAGAAAUAUGUCAGCUGCCACACUUUCCAUGGCUGCAACAGUUGCAGCUUCAUCUUCUUCACUCUACAAUACCACCAAACCCUUUCACUUUCGUCCUUCAAUUCUCAAUUCUAAGCGCUUAAAACCCUUCAACCUCAAAACCCAAACCCUCAAUCCCCUUCCCCUAUCUCUUCCACGUUUACCUUUCUUUUCAGCUUCUUUCGACGGCGUUCAAGUUACCCAGGAUGACCAAAGCACUGAAGAACAAUACCCAGAGGCCGAAAUGCAAGAGGAAGCUGAAGAAAAGGUUUUGGAGACCGGUGGUGAUGAAGGGAAGUUGUAUGUUGGGAAUUUGCUUUAUUCAAUGACUUCUUCGGAGUUAACUGAGAUUUUUAGUGAGGCUGGUCGUGUUGCUAAAGUCGAGAUUGUUUAUGAUCGAGUCACGGAUAGGAGCAGGGGAUUUGGCUUUGUAACAAUGGGGAGCAUUGAUGAGGCCAAAGAAGCAAUUAGGCUGCUUGAUGGAUCUCAAGUCGGAGGUCGGACCGUGAAGGUGAACUUCCCGGAGGUUCCAAGAGGAGGUGAGAGGGAAGUAAUGGGACCAAGGAUUCGUAGAGGUUAUACCAGCUUUAUCGACAGCCCUUACAAGAUCUAUGCGGGAAACCUCGGUUGGCGAGUCAGUUCGGAAGGUCUCAGGGAGGCUUUUGUUACCCAACCUGGCUUGUUGAGUGCUAAGGUCAUCUACGAAAGGGAUACCGGAAGAUCUCGAGGUUUCGGAUUCGUUUCUUUCGAGUCGGCCGAGACCGUCGAGGCCGCUCUAAGCGCCAUGAAUGGAGUGGAAGUUGAAGGCCGACCUCUAUGUUUAAAUUUGGCUGCGGAUAGAACUCCCCGUGCUCCUUCGACUGAACCCGAAGGAGAUGCCGGAAAUAGUCUCGAAAGCAGCGAAUUGCUUUCGAGUGCCACCGUUUGAUAGACUUGUAAAAACAAAUAUGUGGUUUUAAAGGAGGAUCAAGAAGAUCAUGCAGAUAUAUUUGCCUUUCACUUGCAGAUUUUGAGUUGAAAUGAAUUUUUUUUCUUCUUUCCCUUUGUCAAUAACUAUUUAAAAAUGAGUUACAUGUAAAUUAUAGAGCAAGGGGAGAUGAUUCACUCUACUUUUAAGUUUUGAAAUAUAUGUUAUUCUAUUUAAAAA